AUGAAGGAGGGCAAUUGGCUAUUAAAAGCUUCAUUUAUUUUAUUUACUAUCUGUAAAUUAACGAAAGCUGUUUAUAAUGAUUCUGUAAUCGACCUUUGUAUGGGCAAAGAGGAUUGUAUUCAUAUGCUGCUUGGCAAUUCCAAGUAUGAAUCGUGUAAUACUAGUUUUACCUUUCCAUGUACUAAUGAAAAUGGUAAUAUCAUUGUGGGUAGUGGAGUUUAUAGUCCUUCUCAACUCCGUCCACGAGUUAAUGGUGCUUGGUGGGGUUUACUAAGCAGUACACUUGGUUCAGCUUCUGAUGCAGUUGAUAAAUGGAAAACUUUUGUAGAUGAUUGUGUUGAUACAGAGGGAGAAAGUGGAACCUAUAGUGGUGGUGCAUGCGCUCGCUCAGCCAUAUCUGCAAUUUUGAUGACAGCAGCGGUUGUUGUAGGUGUUGGUACACUUGUUGCCACUAUCUUGAAAAGAGAUACACAAGUUGGACGUGCUUUGUUAUAUGCGAGUGGACCAUUUAACUUAGUGGCAAACGAGCACACGCAAUUUUAUAAAAGGGAUGAUUCAUUAACUUAUAAAAAUAUGACAGUGGAGCUUAAUGGGACCCCAAUUUUCUCUAUUGAUGCCCAUAAAACAGAUAGUUCGGUCUCUCUCUUUUUGACACACUUUGGAGCAAAUACCAAACGUGAUUUGGAGAAAAGGGAUGAGGACAUUCAUGGUAUCUUUGAUGGCUAUUAUGGUCUAAAAUAUAAUGCAUGCCAUCCAGAUUAUCACAAACUUACGAGUAGAUAUGAUUGGGAUGCAAUGUGGAAUCGUGUUGAUCAAAAUGCUGGUAAUAUUAUGUCACACUAUUAUAGUGAUCUAGGUAUAGUUGACAUGAAUGACAAAGUACCAGGAAAUUGGCAGCAACUAGUUUCUACUGGUAAAUUAAUACUUGAACAAGAGCGCACUUUUGGUCAUAACUUUGAAGGAUGUGAUCCAGACGCUUUUAGUCAAUUGGCAAGAUUUAGCUGA
Arxiozyma heterogenica is the source of this 1005-nucleotide messenger RNA. RefSeq lists its product as uncharacterized. Lineage: Eukaryota; Fungi; Ascomycota; Saccharomycetes; Saccharomycetales; Saccharomycetaceae. Bases 1 to 1005 code for a protein of 334 amino acids. The transcript has a single exon. The record is from RefSeq and is a predicted model, not a curated record.